GACAAGGUCCACAAGUUCAUGUUACCUUUUUGACGUGCAUCAUGGUUGAUUGGAUGGCGGUUGAUUUAGCCUUGCAAAUGAGCAUUCAAUCAUUUUUAAACAUUUUGCAUAGUUAUUAAUACUCCACUGCCUUUUGGAAUAAGUUACCCAUCGCUUCUUAAGCGUUCAGUCCUUCCAAGAAGAUUGACAAUCGUUACGGAGCGGUAGAAAACACUACUGUACCAUGGUGAAUGUGGUACUGUUUGUGUUUCUAGUGAGUUUGAGCGUUGUAUAUUGCGAGAGUGAUCAUGGAGAUGGCGAAAUAUACACUAAUACUUGGGCAGUUGAACUUGACUCGCACGAUGAAGAAUUAGCGCACAACAUAGCAGAAAAUCUUGGAUUUAAGAACAACGGACCAAUAGCAAACUUACCUGGAUAUUUUGCGUUUGUUCACGAAAAAUCGGAGAGACGUCAGAGACGAAGCAGUCAUACACAACUUCUAGAUCACCCGCGCGUGAAGUGGGCUGAACAACAAACAGUACUUAUCAGACAGAAACGCGGUUUUAACACUUGGGACGAAGCGCUAAUGCUAGUCGAACGUGCGCAGAGAAAUCGCAGAUUAUUUAACGACCCGCUGUGGAAAAAUCAAUGGUAUAUGGGUACUUUAGACUUUGCUGAUACCAGAGGAAACCUUGGUGUCUUGCAAGCUUGGAAAAUGGGAUACACGGGUAAAGGAAUUGUGGUGACUAUUGUUGACGACGGGUUGGAUCACACUCACCCGGACUUGAGUAAAAAUUACGACGAGGCUGCAAGCUUAGACGUAAACAAUAAAACUAGUGUUGGAGUUGAUCAUGAUCCAACGCCAGAUGAUACCAACCUUUCCAACGAUCACGGAACGAAAUGCGCUGGAGAAGUCGCCGCCGAGGCCGAUAAUAAUAUUUGUGGUGUAGGAGUUGCGUACAACGCAAAAAUUGGCGGUAUACGGAUGCUCGACGGAACUAUUACGGACCAAAUUGAGGCAGAAGCCCUGGGAUACAACUGCGAUUAUAUCGACAUUUUCAGCGCAUCUUGGGGACCUAAAGAUGACGGGAAAACAUUCGGCAAACCCGAGAGACUCGGUAGUGGCGCCAUGGAGAAAUGUGUUCGAGAAGGCAGAGAUGGAAAGGGAGUUUUGUAUAUCUGGGCCACUGGCAAUGGUGGAGCCAGCCAGGAUGAUUGUAGCUGCGACGGUUAUACGUCAAGUAUCUAUACUCUGUCUAUCGCCUCUGUGAGCGCCAAUGGAUGCAAAACGUUUUACGACGAGAGCUGCCCUUCUACAAUGGGCGUGGUCUUCACCGGGGAUGUUGGCUCGCAGUGCAGUAAGCGAGAGUCCUACAGCCAUCUUGUAACAACUUCUCUGUUUCACAAGUGUGUGACAUCGUUUUCUGGAACAUCCUGUGCGGCUCCCUUGGCAGCUGGAAUCUUUGCGCUGGUUUUGGAGGCAAAUCCUGACCUUACUUGGCGAGAUAUGCAGCACUUGGUUGUUAAAACCGCGCGCAAAAAUGAGCCUGACAGCCCUUCGUGGAGCACGAACGGAGCCGGGCAUAAAUACAGUCGUUCUUAUGGAUUUGGUGUAUUAAAUGCGGAAGAUUUAAUAAAUGCAGCGAAGGAAUGGGAACAUGUUGAUACUCAGCAGAAGUAUACACUUCGUGGACUUUUGACACCUGAUACAGCAACGUUACGAUCUAAGGGAGAGGUGGAACUGAAGCUCGUCAAUGACAAGGAAGACAUUCAAAAGCUAGAGCACGUCCAGUUUAAUGUAUCAAUAGACCACCGUCGCCGGGGGGACCUGGUGAUCGACCUCAUCUCGCCCAGCGGCACCACUUCGCGACUGCUAGCCAAGAGGCCCCGAGACGACGGAACACGGUUAGCAUACUGGCCUUUCAUGACUGUUGAAUUUUGGGACGAGGACCCUCAAGGCGAGUGGAUUGUGAAGAUCAGGGACGAGAAGUCUGAAAACGACUACUCUCCUAGAAGCCACGGUAUAUUGUUUGACGAAGGAGAAUCCAGAGACGAACCGAGCAUCGCAAAUGAUCUUUCCCAUGGUCGCUUCAAGGAAGAUUACAUGAGCUUGUCAAAGCGAUCGAAGGAAAAGCGUCACGAAAAGUUUCCUCAGAGGAGCGAAGACCAGCCCAGUUUCCAGCGCGAGCUUAUUCAUGGACGGUUUAAGGAAGAUUAUAUGAAGUCAGUGAAAGGACCAAACCAACCCAUUAAUGUGGCUUCUGAUGAGUCGUCAAUGUGUUCACAUUCAAAGUCACUUCAAGGGCCUAUAGCUGGCUGCGUUAGGAAUUGGUCUCUUGUCAUGUAUGGUACCGCCUGAAUCUUAUAAUAGAGGGUCAUAGUAAAAAGCGUCUAAGAGCAGAUCGUCAUGGUGUAUUAAGAGCCUGUAGAAGGAGUGAGUUUUUUUUAUUGUUUUUCAGUGGAGUUGAAGUAGCACAAGGAAGCGCGUGGGAAACGCGAAAGGCGUGUCGCGCGUAAGAGGACUCCUCGAGAAAAAAAAAAAAAAACAGGAAAAAAAAAAA
This is a messenger RNA of Stylophora pistillata, 2540 nucleotides long. RefSeq names its product PC3-like endoprotease variant B. The record is from RefSeq and is a predicted model, not a curated record. Gene Ontology annotation, biological process: protein processing. Gene Ontology annotation, molecular function: serine-type endopeptidase activity. NCBI's taxonomy places the organism in Eukaryota, Metazoa, Cnidaria, Anthozoa, Scleractinia, Pocilloporidae. Gene Ontology annotation, cellular component: trans-Golgi network; Golgi membrane.